Molecule: messenger RNA, 5996 nt
Organism: Sapajus apella (tufted capuchin)
Lineage: Eukaryota; Metazoa; Chordata; Mammalia; Primates; Cebidae
Product: leukocyte immunoglobulin-like receptor subfamily B member 2
Exons: 15
Coding region: 3726-5627 (633 amino acids)
Biological process (GO): cytokine-mediated signaling pathway
Molecular function (GO): inhibitory MHC class I receptor activity
Source: RefSeq, a predicted model, not a curated record
GCAUAUAUUUUAAGAACCUAUGGUUAGAUGAAUGAAAGUUCACAUAUAUUUUGUCACCUUUAAUAUACUUCCUUUUUUUUAUUUUAAUAGAGAUGAGUCUUACUAUGUUGCCCUGGCUGGUCUCAAACUCCUGGGCUCAAGUGAUCCUCGUGCCUCAGCCCGCAAAUACCUUUUGUGCCCAGACCUUACUACCUACAUUAAAACACAAAAUUUUAGUUAUUUCUAAAAUUUUUUGUAUUGUUUCAUUUUGUUGAAUAUCAAUAUUUCCAAUAGCUAUUUUAAUAGCAUACCUUUCUUCCCUUACUGAUUGGAAAUUAUUAUUUUAUUUUAGAUGAUACUAUUGUGUUUCAUGCAUGGGUGUUAUUGAGGGUAUUGAGCUAUUUAACUUAUCCUUCAGUAGGUGAAUUCCUCUUUUACAGACAGGGUAAAAAAAUGAAUAAUUUGGAAUAAUUUCACCUAUUUAGUUAAGUAUUCUUUCAAUUAUAUAUUUCCGAAUGAGGAUUCAUUUAUCCUUGUCUUUAGAGAAGACAGGUUCUAAUUCUGUUGUAGCUGAACUCUGAGUACUCAUAUAUGUACAUGCACACGUACUCAUACGUGUGUGCCUGUGUGUGUGUCUGCAUUUGUGUGUGUGUAUGUGUGAUUUUCAAAUACUUGCCUGUUUCCCACUUUUCAUCACUGUGGCAUCUCACAUUCUACAUUUUGGAUUUUCUUCUAACUGGAUUACAUCAUUUAAAAUCGCUUUCACUGAGCAUAAAAACAGUAAUAUCUACUAACUCGCAGCUCAGAAAAUGCCUUCUUCUUACUCAUGCUCUAUCAAAGUAGAUGAAAACAUUUCUAUAUUAAUUAAAGGAUAAGAUAGAACAACUGAAGAAAAAGCACAUGUGUUGAUUGAGGGAUCCACCCUCCAAUCCCUCCUCAGCCCUCACGCAGGGGAAGCCUGACCUGAUCAGCUUCACAGGUCCGUCUUACCCUGAGCUGCUUCUGCUUAGGAAUUGGUCUCCUGCUAACCCUUUUACCUUUCAGAUAUUAACUCGGGUGAGCAGCGAAUUCCUCACUUUCAAUUCAUUCCUUGAAGAUACUUCUUCAACAUCUCCUGGCCUUUCUUUUUUCUGUCGGGAGUCCCAUCCCAAUGAGAAGCAAUUCUUUUGAUAUGUUGAGUUGAAAAUCACAAAACACAAAAAUGCAUUUUAAAUUAGAAAAUUCCGUCUAGCAUAUGUAUUUGUUAAUUUACUCCUAUUUUUCAGUUUAUCGUAGUAGGUCAAGAUUUGCAUUUCAUUCUUAAAUGUAUGCGCCCUAGUGUCUUAGUUUUUCUUCAUCUCUUUCAAAUGUUUAACUCUAUUUCUAGAGCUGUUGCCAGACCUCAUUCUCCCUUCUUUCCUUCUGACAUGUACAAUAAAUGUGACGUUAUUCCUCCUCACAAUAUUUUCCGAAGUACUGUGAAUUUCCACUAUGGGUCUCUCCACGGUACAUUCUGGAUAUUUCUCUCAAAUUUUGUUUUUCAAUUUAUAAAUGUCUCUUCAGCUGUAUCUUGACCUUGAUGAAAUAAAUAUUUUCAUUGUAUUUCUUCUAUUGGAAUUUUUACCUCUAGGAUUUCUAACUCAUUGGUCUGAUGCCCAUUCUUCGAAAUUGUAAUCCAUAUUCUUGCCUCAAAGAUUCAAUUUCCUCUUGUAUUUUUUUCAGAUAUCUAAACAUGUUUAAUUGAAAAGGGGUCUCAUGCAUUCCUUAUGUUCUAUUUCUCUGGAUAUGAUCAUCCUUAUCAAUGAGUGUGUAUAUUGAUAAUCAUAGCUCUUUAGAAGGCUAACUCUUGGUUGUCUAUCUUUGUUAGACACUCACUUGCUACACCAAUUAGUGACCAUAAAAGACUGUUCUAGUAAUUCCAGCCUAAAAAUAGGGAGUUGUUCCCGCUGCACUCAGCUUCCAAAUACGGUGUCUGCUCAAGUUGCUCCCAGAAGAAAUAAAUCCACGUGAAACUCACAUUCACACGUGGUAUAGAUGCCCACAUAUAACAGCACUGCAGUGAAUUUGUUUCACACACACAUGGGGAGUUGGCUCAGUGGUGAUUAUGGGCUGAGAUCAGUAAGCAGAGAUGUCCCAUCACAGGCUUCAGCCUUGCUGAGAUACCCGAGCCCUCCCUGCCUGUGAGGUUCCUGGGCUCCUUAUCUGUUCUACACAAAAAUGCUUUGAAGCUUCCACCCUAAUAACCCCUAAUGACACCAGAUUCAAAUGCUCUGUUUUUAAAUACUUUUUCUGAAGAGCUUUCAUUUCCACUUUCUGCACAUGACCCUGACAACUGGGGUUUUGAUGAAAUAUGGUAGGAAACAUCUCUCAAGGAUAGGAACAAAGAGGCACUCCUAAGUGGAAGAAACAUCAGUCACAAGCCUUGAGCAUGGACACCAGCAUCCCUUUAUGUCCCCACCCCUCAUGUCUCUACCUGCUCUGGAAAUCACCCAUGGCUGAGCCCCGUGCAGCUCGCAGGCACCAAUGACCCAGCUCCCCUGUGAUGAAUGGAGUUCAUGACAGACUUCAAAUGAGGAAACUGAGGCUCAGAAAUGGGAGGUUAUGGCCAAAGUCACACCGGCAGGAGGUGAUACGUGAAUAUUUAAAUGAAGAGACUUCCCUUCAAAUCAGAGUGCUAAACCCAUGUAUUGUCCCAAAACCUGAACACAGGAGCAAAACAUGAGAAUAGGAGUGUUUGAAAGAAAACGGGGUCACCAAGAAGGCAGCAUCAGGUCAAUGUUGUUUCCAGGGCCAUGGGCGUGGAUGCUGUGGCGACGACGAAGGAGAAGUUCGUGAAGGGAACUUUUUUGCAUAAAGAAAACCCACACUCCAGUUCUGGGAAAAGAGUCAUGAUUCUUCCCUUAUUUCCCUAUAUUUCCUCUUUUGCUCAUUGCAACAGUGAAGCACAAAUGGAACUGCACAGACAGAUGUGAGAUGAGUCUCUGCUGAUCUGAGUCUGCCCUGCAGCCUGAAUUUGCAUCUUCCCUGAAGCCUCCCCAGGGCUGCUGAGAGGACUGGCCGUGGUAGGGACCCUACAAGGAUAUGUUUAUGGAUGAGCUGAAGGAGAAAGUGAGACCCCAUGGGAAGGCACUGAGAGGAAAGGAAGAGUCCUCCAUUGCCUUCACCUGGAAGGGACCGACUCAGGAAGGCACCACCACGUCCAUUUGCAGCUACAUACUGGCCCUCAAUGAGAUGAGGACAGGUCCGGCAGACAGUGAAAGGAGAUCAGGGGAGAUCCCAUGUUUGUCUGAAAUAUCAGCAGAAAACCUGGUGCCUGUCUCAGCCCAAGCCCUGGGAAAACAAGAGCCAGGCUUGUGGUAGGGCAGGGGACAGUUCAUUACCCAUGGAGAUGUCGAUGGGAAAAUCCUGUAAGCAGGAGAACACGGUUUCCGUGUGCUCACGCCCUGUGUGUUCUGUGGACACCAUGGUCUCUUCCAUCUGCACGGCCAGGGCCUGUAGGAGGAGACGCCAUGAUUCACACCCAUGGCCAUGGCCCACUUCACUGAGAUCUGACGAGGGGAAUGGGAGAUUUUAGCAUGAGAGGGACCCUGCCCUGCUGGCAGCUCAGCCUGGACUGCACAGACAGAUGUGAGAUGCGUCUCUGCUGAUCUGAGCCUGCCUGCAGCAUGGACCUGCAUCUUCGCUGAAGCAUUUCCAGGGCUGAAGAGACAACUGCCAAACACCGAGGGCUCAUCCAUCCGCAGAGCAGGGCAGUGGGAGGAGACGCGAUGACCCCCAUUCUUAUGGUCCUGAUCUAUGUUGGGCUGAGUCUGGGCCCUAGGACCCACGUGCAGGCAGGGACCCUCCCCAAGCCCACCCUUCGGGCUGAGCCGGGCUCUGUGAUCACCCAGGGGAGUCCCGUGACCCUCAGGUGUCACGUGAACCUGGAGACCCAGGAGUAUCAACUAUAUAAAGAAAAAACAUCAGCAUCCUGGCUUAUAUGGAUCCUACAAGAGCGUAGGAAGAAGGGCCAGUUCCCCAUCCCUUCCAUCACCUGGCAACACGCAGGGCGGUAUCAAUGUCGGUAUUACAGCCACAUUGACUGGUCAGAGUUCAGUGACCCCCUGGAGCUGGUGGUGACAGGAGCCUACAGCAAACCCACCCUCUCAGCCCUGCCCAGCCCUGUGGUGACCCCAGGAGGAAGUGUGACCCUCCAGUGUGGCUCACAGGUGGCAUUUGAUAGGUUUGCUCUGCACAAUGAAGGAGAAGAUGAACACCCACAACGCCUGAACUCCCAGCCCCAUGCCCGUUGGUCAUCCCGGGCCGUCUUCUCUGUGGGCCCCGUGAGCCCGAGUCGCAGGUGGAUGUACAGGUGCUAUGGUUAUGGCUCGAGCUCUCCCUAUGUGUGGUCUUUACCCAGUAAUCUCCUGGAGCUCCGGGUCCCAGGUGUUUCUGAGAAGCCAUCACUCUCAGUGCAGCCGGGUCCUGUCGUGGAACCUGGGGAGAGCCUGAGCCUCCAGUGUGGCUCUGAUGUCGGCUAUGACAGGUUCGCUCUGUACAAGGAUUGGGGACCUGACCUCCUCCAGCGCCCUGGCCGGCAGCUCCAGGCUGGGCUCUCCCAGGCCAACUUCACCCUGAGCCCUGUGAGCCACUCCCACGGGGGCCAGUACAGAUGCUCCGGUGCCCACAACCUCUCCUCCGAGUGGUCGGCCCCCAGUGACCCCCUGGACAUCCUGAUCGCAGGACAGAUCGCUGACACACCCUCCCUCUCAGUGCAGCCGGGCCCCACGGUGGCCUCAGGAGAGAACAUGACCCUGCUGUGUCAGUCUCAGAUUCCAAUGGACACUUUCCUUCUGACCAAGGAGGGAGUAGCCCAUCUCCCCCAGCGUCUGAGAUCAAAGUACCAAGCUCUUAAGUACCAGGCUGAAUUCCCCAUGAGUCCUGUGACCUCAGCCCAUGCGGGGACUUACAGGUGCUAUGGCUCAUACAACUCUGACCCCUACCUGCUGUCUCACCCCAGUGAGCCCCUGGAGCUCGUGGUCUCAGGACCCUCCAGGGGACCCAGCCCCCCACCCACUGAUCCCACCCCUACAUCUGGUCUGGGAAAGCACCUGGGGAUUGUGACCGGGGUCUCAGUGGCCUUCGUCCUGCUGCUCUUCCUCCUCUUCCUCCUCUUCCUCGUCCUCCGACAUCAGCGUCAGGGCAAACACUGGACAUCUGCCCAGAGAGAGGCUGAUUUCCAACAUCCUGCAGGGGCUGUGGGGCCAGAACCCACAGGCAGAGGCCUGCAGAGGAGGUCCAACCCGGCUGCCAACACCCAAGAAGAAACCCUCUAUGCUGCUGUGAAGGACACAGAGCCUGAGGACGGGGUGGAGCUGGACACUCAGAGCCCGUAUGAUGAAGACCCCCAGGCAGAGACCUAUGCUGAGGUGAAACACUCCAGACCUAAGAGAGAAAUGGCCUCCCCUACUUCCCCACUGUCCAGGAAAUUCUUGGACACAAAGUACAAACAGGCAGAAGAGGACAGGCAGAAAGACAGUCAGGCUGCUGCAUCUGAAGCCCCCCAGGAUGUGACCUAUGCUCAGCUGGACACCUUAACCCUCAGACGGAAGGCAACUGAGCCCCCUUCAUUCCAGGAAGGGGCCCCUCCAGCUGAGCCCAGUGUCUACGCCACUCUGGCCAUCCACUAGCCUGGGGGGGACCCAGACCCCACACUCAACAGGAGGAGACUCAGGGACUCCAGAAGGCACGUAAGCUGCCCCCAGUGGACACCAAUGAACCCCAGCCAGCCAGGACCCCUAGCACAGACCACCAGGACAUUCUGGAGACAUUGGGACUCACUUGAUUUUUGCAGUCUAAAUAACUAAUAUCCCUACCUUUUUUAGUUAAAGCAACAGACUCCUCAAUAAUUAAUGAGUUAAUUGAGAAAACUAAAACAGAAGUAAGAAUGUGCUUGAAACUGAAUCACAAUAUAAAUAUUACACACCACACAAUGAAAUUGGAAGACGAAAAACCACAACUGAAUAAAGUAGAAAAGAAAAAAAAACCUAGGAAAUGAA